GAGCCUCCAGCCCGCCCCCCGCACCUCCCUUCCCUUCCAUCCAGGGACGCGGCUGCCCGGCGCCUCCAGCCUCGGGACGCUCCCGCCGCCGCCGCCUCCCCGCCGGGCUCAUCAUGGCACCUCUCCGACUCCUCUGCUCCUGGCCACGUCUCUGCGCCUCGGCGCGCGGCUCCUGGGGCCCCCGAUCCAAGGGAGGUGUUUGCUAUUUUUCAACCAGCACAUGUCGCCAUACCAAAUUUUACAAAGAUCCAGUGGAAGCUGUCAAAGAUAUCCCUGACGGUGCAAAGAUCCUGGUUGGUGGCUUCGGGCUGUGUGGCAUUCCAGAGAACCUCAUCGGAGCUUUACUGAAGACUGGAGUCAAGGGGCUCACUGCAGUCAGCAACAAUGCGGGGGUUGACAACUUUGGCUUGGGCCUUUUGCUUCGAAGCAAGCAGAUAAAGCGCAUGAUCUCUUCGUACGUGGGAGAAAAUGCAGAAUUUGAACGACAGUACUUAUCUGGUGAAUUAGAGGUAGAGCUGACACCUCAGGGCACACUGGCAGAGAGGAUUCGUGCCGGCGCUGGAGUUCCUGCCUUUUACACCAGCACAGGCUAUGGGACCGCUGUGCAAGAAGGAGGGGGCCCCGAUCAAGUGAGGGAGUUCAAUGGUCAACAUUUUAUUUUGGAGGAAGCGAUUACAGGGGAUUUUGCCUUGGUGAAAGCCUGGAAGGCAGACCGUGCAGGAAACAUCAUUUUCAGGAAAAGUGCCCGGAAUUUCAACCUGCCCAUGUGCAAAGCUGCGGGAACCACAGUGGUGGAGGUUGAAGAAAUUGUGGAUGUUGGAUCCUUUGCCCCAGAAGACAUCCAUAUUCCUAAGAUUUAUGUACAUCGCCUUAUAAAGGGAGAAAAAUAUGAGAAAAGAAUUGAGCGUUUAUCAACCCGGAAACAAGAAGAUGUAAAAGCCAAAUCCGGAAAACCUGGAGAUAAUGUGAGGGAGCGCAUCAUCAAGCGGGCAGCUCUUGAAUUUGAGGAUGGCAUGUAUGCUAAUUUGGGCAUAGGAAUCCCACUUCUGGCCAGUAACUUUAUCAGCCCAAAUAUGACUAUCCAUCUGCAGAGUGAAAAUGGAAUCCUGGGUUUGGGUCCAUAUCCAUUCGAAAACGAAGUUGAUGCAGAUCUAAUCAAUGCAGGCAAGGAAACAGUUACUGUUCUUCCAGGAGCCUCUUACUUCUCCAGCGAUGAGUCAUUCGCGAUGAUUAGAGGAGGACAUGUCAACCUGACCAUGCUAGGAGCCAUGCAGGUUUCCAAAUAUGGUGACCUGGCUAACUGGAUGAUCCCUGGGAAGAUGGUGAAAGGAAUGGGAGGUGCUAUGGAUCUGGUGUCCAGUGCCAAAACCAAGGUUGUGGUCACCAUGGAGCAUUCUGCAAAGGGAAAUACACAUAAAAUCAUGGAGAAAUGUACAUUGCCAUUAACUGGAAAGCAGUGUGUCAACCGCAUCAUCACUGAAAAGGCUGUGUUUGACGUGGACAGCAAGAAGGGGCUGACUCUGAUUGAACUCUGGGAAGGCCUGACAGUGGACGACAUCAAAAAGAGCACCGGGUGUGACUUCGCAGUUUCACCAAAACUCAUGCCAAUGCAGCAGAUCACAAUUUGAAACGUGGAAUAAACAUUUAUCACAGGC
Messenger RNA from Myotis lucifugus (little brown bat), 1655 nucleotides. RefSeq names its product 3-oxoacid CoA-transferase 1 (gene OXCT1). Gene Ontology annotation, biological process: ketone body catabolic process. The record is from RefSeq and is a predicted model, not a curated record. Lineage: Eukaryota; Metazoa; Chordata; Mammalia; Chiroptera; Vespertilionidae. Gene Ontology annotation, cellular component: mitochondrion. Gene Ontology annotation, molecular function: succinyl-CoA:3-oxo-acid CoA-transferase activity.